Molecule: messenger RNA, 1213 nt
Organism: Leptopilina heterotoma
Lineage: Eukaryota; Metazoa; Arthropoda; Insecta; Hymenoptera; Figitidae
Gene: Hacd1
Product: very-long-chain (3R)-3-hydroxyacyl-CoA dehydratase hpo-8
Exons: 5
Coding region: 413-1111 (232 amino acids)
Biological process (GO): sphingolipid biosynthetic process; very long-chain fatty acid biosynthetic process; fatty acid elongation
Cellular component (GO): endoplasmic reticulum membrane
Molecular function (GO): 3-hydroxyacyl-CoA dehydratase activity
Source: RefSeq, a predicted model, not a curated record
UCAGAACUGUCAGAAGUGUGUAUUUUACGUAAAAAAAAGGUCAAUAAACCUCAAAAAUCACUAAAGAAAAAAACAUUUUGACAUAAAACUGUAUAACCUAACCUUAUUUUGUUGAUAAUCAACAAAUUAUUUUCAAGAAAAUUACCAUUUUGCGGUAUUUCCACAUCUACUAGGUACACGGAAUAAAAUUUAAAUUAAAAAAAAUUAAUUAUACAAUUAGAUUGUUUUUUAAGCAAUGUAAUGUGUAAAUUUAAAUUACCUGUUAUGAAUAUGUUAAUGACGACGUAGACACUAUAACUGAUUAUGCCAAGUCACUGCUCAUUCGCUUUUCAACACGAUCAUCAUUAAAGCGUUUUUUUUUUUUGGGAACACACUGAAAUAAGAAAAAAAAGAUAAAAAUUAAUUUACAAAAAUGGCAAGUAAAAAAUCCAGGGAAAUUGGAGCAUUGGCAAAGUUUUAUUUGCGAAGUUACAAUGCAAUUCAAACAUUGGGAUGGAGUUUAAUUUUGUAUCUACUUGUAAGUCAUUUGUCUGGUGGAUUUCAAGGAAGAACUCUGUGGGACACUGUUAAAACAUCUGUAAUUGUUUUUCAAAAUGCUGCAGCUUUAGAAAUUAUACAUGCAGUGACAGGAUUGGUUCCAUCGAAUCCAAUUAUUACAAUUUUCCAAGUUUUGAGUCGUGUUAUGGUGGUUUGUGGAGUUCUACUCGCAACACCAGUAGAAUUUGCCGCAGCAUCCCCUGGCCUACCAUUAGCUUUAUUGGCAUGGUCUGUCACCGAAAUUAUUCGUUAUGGUUAUUAUUUUAUGAAUCUUAUGGGAUCUGUGCCACAUUUCCUAGUGUGGUUAAGGUACACUACGUUUAUCAUUUUGUAUCCAAUUGGAAUUACUGGAGAAUUAUUAUGCAUUUAUGCUGCUAAAAUGUACACUGCUUCCAAACCACAAGCAUGGAGUUACACUUUACCCAAUGCGUGGAAUUUCACAUUUAGCUACAAUUAUUUUCUCCUAUUCGUUAUGCUGCUCUACAUUCCCCUCUUCCCACAUCUUUACCUCCACAUGUUUUCUCAAAGAAAAAAGAUUUUGGGUCCACAACCUAUAUCUAAAAAAGUUAACUAAUUUUAAUUUAAUAUUUUAUAUUUUAUACCGAAUAUUUUGAUAAGGGAUUUAAAGGUCAAUAGAGGUCACAAAGAAAUUUUAUACAAUAAAUUAUAUACAACA